AUGGCAGACACAAGCGAUAUUCCUGAUCAAAGGCAACCUCCUGUAGUGGCUGCUGCAGAGCCUGCCAUUGUUGAGCCUGCCGUUGUUUUACGUUCUGAAAUUGAAAAUCACGACACUGUCAACAACCAAGUUACAACUAAUAACAUACUAGAUCCAACACCCCAUACCAUUGCAACCAAACUUAGUCAUGUCACAACAGACGCUGAUGAGGUCUCGAAUGAAUCUCUAGUCGUUGGGGAGGAUGUAGCAUCAAACAUCAACCAAUCACAUGUUGAGCCUACACCACAUAGUACCGUUGAGAACACGUCUACUGAUGUUCAGAUGAAGUCUGCAAUAAAUGACCUUGUCGAGAACACCUCUACAGCCAGUCCAUCGACGUCUGGAAUUGAUGAUCGUGUCAAGGACACCGCUGAUGACCAAGAGACGUCUGCUGCCCUUCCUGUGGCCUCGGCGUCAAUUGAGACUCCUAUGGAAUCCGCAACGACAAUACCAAUAAGCAAUCAAUCUGCAGAUGUGCCGUUGCCUAUCGAAGCUCGAUCCAGGCAACCGACUUCACCUGAAAGCUCCUAUGAACUGAAGGCAAUGUCAUUCUCAAAAGGAAGUCAAGCGUAUCAGCUAAAGCUGGUUACUCAGAAUUUGAAUGGGCCGUGUCCUUUGAUUGCACUCGCAAACGUACUGAUUUUACGUGGUGAAAUCAAACUCCGGCCAGAAAUGGAACAUGUAUCGUAUCAGUAUCUCGUAGAAUUGAUCGCCGACUUGCUACUUCGAAAGGGGCCUGGGUCGGUAGAACCAGUACCGCACAAGUUCGAAAGUUUAGAUCCAGUGCUUCAGCAGCAACGUGAAGAAAUGUUGGCAAACUUCAGCCAGAACUUACACGACGUGAUUGAUUUGCUGCCUUCCCUUCAAUAUGGACUGGACGUAAACGUCAGAUUCGGCUCCACCAAAUCCUUCGAAUUAACACCCGCUUUACUUGUCUUUGACUUGUUGGAUGUCGACCUGGUCCACGGUUGGCUGGUAGAUCCUCAAGAUACAGAGACAUAUUAUCACGUCGUCACUUCUUGCGGGUCUUACAACAAACUUGUAGAUGCGAUCAUUACCAAGGACGAGCUUGAAGAAGAUAUGAUCAAGUCGCUAAAGAAAUCAAACUCGCCUCCUCAUGAUAACGAACCAAUAGAGACACUCGAUGAAUGGGAGAAUAUCGGUCAUGACGAAUCAGCACAACCAAGUUCUUCGAAUUCAGUGCCAAGUAAUGCUUUACCGAAGAAGCAUGACAAGGAAGAGUUGAUACAUCGAGGCAUUGUUUGUUCAGAUUUUUUGAAUCAAACGGCGAGCCAAUUGACAGUAUUCGGACUCCAUUCGCUGUCAGAGUCUCUCAAACCCGACUCGGUUGCUGUAUUCUUCAGAAAUAAUCACUUUCACACAAUACUCAAACGUAAAGAUGGUGGACUAUUCACUUUGGUGACGGAUCAAGGGUUUUCACGAACCAGUGGUGUAGUCUGGGAGUCCUUGAGUGACGUGGGAGGGGAUUCUAUAUUUGUUGAUGCUGACUUCCGAAAGUAUCAUCCACCACCACCAGCUCCUGUUGCAUCGUCAAACGUGCCAGCUCGUACCGUGAGUAAUGCUGCACCUCAAGCAUCGACUGGAAUGGGAGACCCAAGAGAUUAUGGAGACCUCCAAGACUCACUACGAGCUGCAGCAAAUGAAAGUGUUCAACAUACUGAAGAGGAAGAUCUGGCUUUAGCUAUCGCUAUGCAGGAAGAAGAGAAUGAGCGUCAUCAACGCUUCUUAUAUGAUCAGGAGACGUCUCGACAACAAUUACAACAACAGCAGCAGCAAAACCAACAACAACAUCAACAGCGUCCAACUGUACCAUCACAGAUACCCACUCUACGACCACCAACACAACAACAACAACAACAACAACAACAACAACAGCAACAACAACCCUCUUACGCUCGAAUUACUGCCGGUAGUAAUAGCAGUGGUGGUAACAGUGGUAAUAGUAGCAGUAGUCACCAAAAGGACAAAUGUUUGAUAAUGUAG
Molecule: messenger RNA, 2043 nt
Organism: Synchytrium microbalum
Lineage: Eukaryota; Fungi; Chytridiomycota; Chytridiomycetes; Synchytriales; Synchytriaceae
Exons: 7
Coding region: 1-2043 (680 amino acids)
Biological process (GO): protein K48-linked deubiquitination
Cellular component (GO): cytosol; cell periphery
Molecular function (GO): cysteine-type carboxypeptidase activity; K48-linked deubiquitinase activity; cysteine-type deubiquitinase activity
Source: RefSeq, a predicted model, not a curated record